Oppiella nova is the source of this 1353-nucleotide messenger RNA. Lineage: Eukaryota; Metazoa; Arthropoda; Arachnida; Sarcoptiformes; Oppiidae. The record is from the annotation of a GenBank genome assembly.
AUCAGCGGAUCGGUCGACUUCGGGAGCCUAACCGCCCUUAUGGGGCCCUCCGGGUGCGGAAAGUCUACUCUAUUAAAGUGUAUUAACGGCCGAAAUAUGGAGGGCUUAGACUCGGGCACCAAAGUCUACCUGAGCUCAGCGAAAAAAAUCCGUUCCUGUUUUAUAGUGCAGGACAUCUCGGAGCAUCUGUGGGUCGGGUUGACUGGCAUCCAGUCCCUCACGUAUGCCUCGAAGCUGAAGAAUGUCAGAGAGCACCAGGAGGUGAAUCACCGGAAGUACGCCCGAAAACUGCUGUCCGACCUCUCGAUAGGCGACACCGAGGGUACAAAUAUGGAGAACUGUUCGGGCGGUGAGCAGAAACGGCUGGCCAUUGCCCAGGAGCUCAUGGCCCUCAGGAAGCCUAACCUCAUGUGUAUAGACGAGCCCACGAGCGGUCUGGACAGCAAUGCCGCCGAAAUUGUAGUACAGGUGCUGAAAAGCGUCGCCCGGCAGCACGAGAUCGCGAUCGUCACGAGUAUCCAUCAGCCAAACAACGACACUCUCAUGCUUUUCGAUGGGGUGUAUGUGUUGGCUAAGGGAGGCCUAUGCGUGUACUCCGGGCCCCCUCAGGAGGUGCGCGCCCACCUAAGCGCGGCUCAGUUUGAGUGUAAUGAACACCAGGUGCCCAUUGAAGUGCUGCUGAGAAUAGCCUCCAAAUACGGUGCAAGUCUCCAGAGGCUGUCCCACCAGUCCAUGAAAGCCAGGAGUGAGCUGAGGCUCCGGUGCCUCGAGGAGGGCCACCUGGCGCCCAAUGGGGUCGUCAACAAGGGGAACGCCUUUCAGUUGCGGCAAAUGUGGUAUCUAUUGGGCCGGACGAUGACCUGUCAGCUCCGGUCCCAAUGGAAAGCCAUGUUCGCGCAGUUCCUAUUCAUACAGACAAUGGGUUUCCUAGUGACCCGUCUGUACAACAAACACGUCGGCGAAACGGACGGGUGUUUCUCAUUAGCCCUGAGCGCCAACGCCAGUUGCGUGAAGACCGUGGAGGGGCUCCGGGAGGAGAACCUACUGUCCCAGAACCUCCGGUACCUGUACUUCGUGGGCGUAUUGAUCAUGGCGUUGAUGUCGAUAUCGACGGUCCUCUUGUUCUCAUCGGAGAUCAAGAUCUUUAUGAACGAACGCAUGAAUGGUUGGUACAGCACCGGCUCCUACUUCCUGGCUAAAAAUAUCGCUGAAAUUCCCACUUUCGUGGUGAUUGUCACCAUAUAUGUUAUCAUGGUCUACAAUGUCAUCCCACAAAUCGAUGACAACCGGCGUUUCGUAGGCUUUCUGGCGGUGCUUUUAGGCGGCGCCUUUAGCGGCCAGGGCCUCGGCUUU